CGGUUCCGCUAGUGAAGUGCUGAUUGGAUGCAUACGACGCGCUGCAUAUCAUGAUAUCCUGGGAAAGACAUGGUACGCUCGUGCGACCGAGAUACGGGUGGAAAAGGAAGGCCUAGAUAUAAACAUGGUAAUUCCCCGGGGAUUUGGUUCUACAAAUUGCUCCAGGUACACAGAUUUUAGUAUUUUGCUCAGUCGAGCGUAAGCAACCUGCUGCUAACAUGGCGGAUGUGCCAGCACCAACCCCAAUCACUGAAUGGCCGGAUUAUGCUGUCGACCCUAACGGUGGAAAUGUUAUGACCACUGACCUCAACGCGCUCUACGACAAGGGCGACCUGUGCUGGAUGCUGGUUAGCACAGUACUAUGUUGGCAAAUCACACCUGCGAUCGGUUUCCUUUACGCAGGAAUGCACCGCCGGAAAGCAGCGCUUACCAUGAUCUUUCAAUCCCUUUUCUGCGCAUGCGCGGUAGGCAUCCAAUUCUGGGUGUACGGUUACUCCCUCUACCAGUCACAUACCACGGGUCCUUUCAUAGGAGAUUUGUCCAAAGCAGGUUUACACAACACUCUUGGCUCACCUUCGCUCGCGAAUGCGGAUAUCCCAGACAUCCUUUAUGCCGCCUUUGGUUUCACGUUUGUCACCUGCACCGCAAUGAUCUUGGCAGGAGCGAUGCUUGAGCGAGGGCGUCUAGGGCCGUCGAUGAUAUUCUUGCUCUGCUGGACCACUUUCGUGUACUACGUACUCGCAUAUGCGGAAUGGAAUCCUAGUGGUUGGCUUUACAAACUCGGAGUCCUCGAUUUUGCGGGUUCUGGUCCUGUGCAUAUUGCGUCUGGAUUUUCUGCUUUAGCAUGGGCGUUGAUGCUGGGCAAGCGUGUCGAUCCGCACAAGGAGUCGCAUCAUCCCAGGAUUCCGCACUUCAAGCCUCACAGCCCUUUUCUUGUUGGGCUCGGCACGAUAUUGAUCUGGUUCGGAUGGUUUGCGUUCAAUGGUGCCUCUGGUGCUAAUAUCACCAUUCGUUCUGUUUACAUCGUCUGCAAUACCAACCUCGCAGCCUGUGGCGGCGGUAUGGCAUGGGUCUUACUGGAGUAUAUAUUCACCCGCAAGUUCUCGAUUAUCGGCUUUUGCUCAGGCAUCAUCUCCGGCCUUGUCGGUAUCACGCCGGCCUGCGGAUUUGUUCCUGUCCAGACAUCGGCGCUGAUCGGUGCUCUCACUGCUUGCGGAUCCUUCUUCACAGUCCGAUACAAGUACCUCCUCGGCAUUGAUGAGGGUCUAGACAUCUUCGCCAUACAUGGUGUUGGCGGCUACAUCGGCGACAUCAUGACCGGUUUCUUCGCUGCGCCCUACGUACCCGCCAUGGACGGCGUAAGCAAUUUCUACGAGGGUGGCUGGUGGGCUCGGAACUGGAAACAAAUGGGAUACCAGCUGGCUGCUGCGACUACAUGCGCAGCAUGGUCAUUCGUCAUUUCGGCUAUCUUGCUGUUCAUCAUCAACAAAAUUCCUGGUUGUCAUAUUCGCGCGACCGAGGACGACGAGCUGAGGGGACUCGACUACAAAUAUUUUAGUGAUGCGGACGAAGACAUGAUGGUCUUGACCGGAUAUGGGCCUAGGACUCCUGGAUCAACAGCAUCGGGUGCUGCGAGUGGAUCCGAUAGUCAUCAAGACGUACCUGUUGUAACGGAGAAACAAGAUUGAUGGGGAGGAUGUCCGGAGAUGACGCUCUGUGCUACUCGUACAGGUCGGCGGCAUGCCUUAAUUUUCCACUCCCGCAACACUGGCCGCUCGUUUUCACUGGGUUCGAAAACAUCCUGCUAGAUCAUGCUCCUGUAUUUGUAUAUUGUUCCAGUCUUCUCGA
Messenger RNA from Alternaria alternata, 1848 nucleotides. Its product is annotated as ammonium transporter. The transcript has 3 exons. Gene Ontology annotation, molecular function: ammonium channel activity. The coding region runs from base 219 to 1688 and encodes 489 amino acids. The record is from RefSeq and is a predicted model, not a curated record. NCBI's taxonomy places the organism in Eukaryota, Fungi, Ascomycota, Dothideomycetes, Pleosporales, Pleosporaceae. Gene Ontology annotation, cellular component: plasma membrane. Gene Ontology annotation, biological process: ammonium transmembrane transport.